This is a messenger RNA of Pecten maximus, 3354 nucleotides long. RefSeq names its product bifunctional protein STORR-like. Bases 129 to 3251 code for a protein of 1040 amino acids. The transcript has 29 exons. The record is from RefSeq and is a predicted model, not a curated record. Gene Ontology annotation, molecular function: heme binding; oxidoreductase activity, acting on paired donors, with incorporation or reduction of molecular oxygen; steroid hydroxylase activity. Lineage: Eukaryota; Metazoa; Mollusca; Bivalvia; Pectinida; Pectinidae.
CCUGUUAGCACACAUACCGAUAACGUGAUGCUGAUAACAGUUCAAGGUGACAAGAUAUGCUGCUCGAGAUAUAAAACACAAGUGUAUGCUUAAAAAGGUAAUACUGUUGUAAGAGGAAAGAGACCAAAAUGGAAAUCUUCGGUAUUUUCGUGCCUUCCUGGGUUAUCUUAUUGCUGGUUGCCAUCAUCUUGUAUACGUACAUGAUGAGCCGUGACUUCUGGACAUUCAAGAAGAUGGGGAUACCUGGACCGACACCUCGGCCAAUUUUAGGCAACCUGGCUGCCAUGGUGAAGGAGGGUAUCCGUGAUUUCGACCGAAAAGCGCUUCAGAAAUAUGGAAAAGUUUACGGACAUUUUGAUGGGCUGUCUACGAACUUAGUUGUUGCAGAUAAAGAGAUGUUAAGAGAAAUACUUGUGAAGCAGUUCAACAACUUUGUGGAUAGAAGGACACUGGACGGAUUCGCCGGAGAUUUAGAACAUGGGCUAACUAAUGUCAAAGGAGCUCACUGGAAACACAACAGAAGUAUUAUCACUCCAACAUUUUCAUCUGGGAAACUUCGUCAGAUGAUGCCACUUAUUCAGGAAGCAUGUGAAACACUAAUUCAAACGACUCGGAAGGCCGUUUAUAAUGGGGAGAAUGGUCAAGUAGAAAUGAGAAGGUUAUUUGCUGGCUACACCAUGGACGUGAUCAGUUCCACGGCGUUCGGUAUCCACGUAGAUUCCCAGAGUAACCCGGAUGAUCUCUUCGUAAUGCAUUCUAAGAAGAUGUUCGACUUUACAAUGACUAAACCUUGGAUGCUCGUUGUGUUAUUCCUUCCGAUGUUGAAACCCCUGUUAAAACAACUUGGUGUCGGUCUUUUCCCAAAAGAUAGCAUGGCCUACUUCCGUAAACUUACAACCCAGCUUGUAGAUGAAAGGAGAAGAAACAAGGUGGAAGGUCGCAAGGAUUUCCUUCAGCUGGUAGUUGAUACUCAGGAAUGUAGACUGGAACUUGAUCAAGAGGAUGAGGAUUCGAAAGAGCAGAUCACUUUUUUAGAUAAAAAUCACCAGAAAGGCCUGACGUUUGACGAAAUUCUUGGAAAUUCCGAAUUGUUCUUUGUUGCCGGCUACGAAACAACGGCUAUAACACUGACAAUGGCAGCAUUUAACCUCGCUACCAACCCAGAAUGCCAGGAUAAGUUACGUGAAGAAAUUGAGGAAGAACUUGGAUCGGACCCAUGCGAUUCAGAGAACAUCAAGAAACUUCAGUACCUCGACAUGUGUAUCAACGAAACCCUAAGAAUGUACCCUCCAGCCAUGAGAUUCAACAGAAUGUGUGUUAAAACUACAACGGUCAAGGACAUCACUAUACCAUCUGGGAUGGCGGUGACAGUACCGGUUUAUGCGAUGCAUCAUGAUCCGGAUGUUUGGGAGAAACCGGAAAUUUUUAAUCCAGAAAGGUUUUCCCCAUCUCAAAAAGAACACCACGAUCCGAUGGACUUCCUACCUUUUGGAUACGGACCCCGUAACUGUAUCGGCAUGCGACUCGCUCUAAUGGAGGCUAAGAUGGCAACCGCUUAUCUUGUGCGCAACUUCCGGUUGUGUGUCGGCAAUAAAACUGACAUUCCACCCAAGAUGGAAGAAAGGCCUAUAUUGAAGCCUAUACAUUCAUGGUUAAAGUUAGAAGCGAUCAUUACCACUGUUCAGGAAAACAUCAAAAACAAAAUGGAUAUCUUCGGUAUCACCGUCCCUGCCUGGGCUAUCCUGCUGAUAGUGGCCAUCCUAUUGUACACGUACAUGAUGAGCCGUGACUUCUGGACAUUCAAGAAGAUGGGGAUACCUGGACCGACACCUCGACCAAUUGUUGGUAACAUGGUUACCAUGGUGAGGGAGGGCAUCCGUGAAUUUGACCGAAAAGCAAUUAAGAAAUAUGGAAAAGUUUACGGACAUUUUGAUGUGAUAUCAACGAACUUAGUGGUUGCAGAUAAAGAGAUGUUAAGGGAAAUCCUUGUGAAGCAGUUCAGCAACUUUGUGGACAGAAGGACACUGGGCGGACUCAGCGGAGAUUUGGAACAUGGACUAACUAAUGUCAAAGGAGCUCACUGGAAACACAACAGAAGUAUUAUCACUCCAACAUUUUCAUCUGGGAAACUUCGUCAGAUGAUUCCACUAAUCCAGGAAGCGUGUGAAACACUAAUUCAAACGGCUCGGAAGGCCGUAAAUAAUGGGGAAAAUGGCCAAGUGGAAAUGAGAAGGUUAUUUGCUGGCUACACCAUGGAUGUGAUAAGUUCCACGGCGUUCGGUAUCCACGUAGAUUCCCAGAGUAACCCGGAUGAUCUCUUCGUAAUGCAUUCUAAGAAGAUGUUCGACUUUACAAUGACUAAACCUUGGAUGCUCGUUGUGUUAUUUCUUCCGAUGGUAAGAUCCUUGUUAAAAACACUUGGCGUCAGCGUUUUCCCAAAAGAUAGCAUGGCCUACUUCCGUAAACUUACUAGUCAGCUUGUAGAUGAAAGGAGGAGAAACAAGGCGAAAGGUCGCAAGGAUUUCCUUCAGCUGGUAGUCGAUGCUCAGGAAGGUAGACUGGAACUGGAUCCUGAGGAUGAGGAUUUGAAAGAGCAGAUCACUUGUUUAGAUAAAAAUCGCGAGAAAGGCCUGACGUUUGAUGAAAUUCUGGGGAAUUCUGAAGUGUUCUUUGUUGCCGGCUACGAAACGACGGCUAUAACACUGACAAUGACAGCAUUUAACCUUGCUACCAACCCAGAAUGCCAGGAUAAGUUACGUGAAGAAAUUGAGGAAGAACUUGGAUCGGAUCCAUGCGACGCAGAGAACAUCAAGAAACUUCAGUACCUCGACAUGUGUAUCAACGAGACCCUAAGAAUGUACCCUCCAGCUAUGAGAUUCAACAGAAUGUGUGUUAAAACUACAACAGUCAAGGACAUCACUAUACCAUCUGGGAUGGCGGUGACAGUACCGGUUUAUGCGAUGCAUCAUGAUCCGGAUGUUUGGGAAAAACCGGAAAUUUUUAAUCCAGAAAGGUUUUCCCCAUCUCAAAGAGAACACCACGAUCCGAUGGACUUCAUACCUUUUGGAUAUGGACCCCGUAACUGUAUCGGCAUGCGACUCGCUCUAAUGGAGGCUAAAAUGGCAACCACUUAUCUCGUGCGCAACUUCCGCUUGUGUGUCGGCAAUAAAACUGACAUUCCACCGAAGAUGGAAGAAAGGCCUAUAUUGAAGCCUAUACAUUCAUGGUUAAAGUUAGAAGCGAUCAUGUGAGCGGCCAGCAGUUGCCAUCCGAUUUCUGUCUUGAUUGGGACCUUCCAGACAGAACCCGUUAAGCCAUACUAACAUAAUUUUAUACAUAAACGUUGUAAAUGAU